Aspergillus mulundensis is the source of this 3498-nucleotide messenger RNA. RefSeq names its product putative nuclear pore complex subunit Nup133. Lineage: Eukaryota; Fungi; Ascomycota; Eurotiomycetes; Eurotiales; Aspergillaceae. The transcript is spliced from 3 exons. Gene Ontology annotation, biological process: poly(A)+ mRNA export from nucleus; protein import into nucleus; transcription-dependent tethering of RNA polymerase II gene DNA at nuclear periphery. The record is from RefSeq and is a predicted model, not a curated record. The coding region runs from base 1 to 3498 and encodes 1165 amino acids. Gene Ontology annotation, cellular component: nuclear pore outer ring. Gene Ontology annotation, molecular function: protein binding; structural constituent of nuclear pore.
AUGUCUGCCCGACCAGAUUCGGAGUCUGCGUUCAGGUGUUACUUCGCCUCUAAUCAUGGAUAUGCCCUGGUUAUCACCCAAUUUGAGGCCAUCAUCUGGCCAUUCUCUAGCAUGGUCUCGUCACCUUCACCUGCCGAUGUCUACCGGCUUCCGAUACCUGAUUCGUACAUGGAAAACAACAACUUUUCGCCCCUGGGGAUGAUUUUAUCCACCUCCACUAGUUCUACCCCUGGUUUGAUCAUCGUGAUGCCUCACAACGGAAAGAUCGUAUACUGGGAGACCGUAUCGCACACAUUACUAGGUUCGCGGAAACAAGCAGGGCUCCAAGGAUACAUCCCAGGAAUGCUCUCUGGUGAAUAUGCAACAGAUGUAGUGAACGGAGAGCCUUCGGGCGUCAUAGUCACAUUUUCAUCCGGGCGGGCUGCUCAUGUUACCCUCAGAGACUCCCAAGGAAAGCCAGCCGUGACGGUGAGCUUUCUGAAGAACCCAUCCAACACUGGUGGAAUUGGAUUCUUUGGUGGUAUCAAGAGUGUCAUCGGGGCCGGAUUUUGGAGAAAGAAAGUCGCCGCUGUGCGUCCAGGCGAAUCCUACCAGCGGGGUCAGCGAGAUAUCAUAAUUGCGACUUCGGCGGGCUUGGUAGAGAUAUGGGAUACCCACUGGAACAAUGGCAGUAUGUUCAAAAAGCAAUUCGACAUCAAGGGAGACUUGCUGGCGGCAACCAAGAUGGAGGAUGCCAUUGACUAUGAAGUCAGAGUUUGGGAUCUGGCGGUGGGCAGUUCGCAGUCAGGUCAUGAGGUUUCGGUUCUAUUUGGCGUGUUCUCUGGGUCAGUUAUCCAAGGCGUGUUUGUUUCCCGAUUGCGGCUUUCCGAACACGCUCAGAUUCUCUCGACAAGUUCUAUCAGUUUACAUAACUUUCCCACUGAUUCAGCUGAUCCGCAGCCUCGUCUGUUUGUUCCACGACCUGGUGAAACGGCCUUCAUUGUGAUCAACCAGUCUGUCAUAUUGCUGUCGUUGACAGCACCUGCCUCCUCGGAUGCAGUCCUCAUUGACAAAGGUUUUCACUCUUCCAUCAACCUUCGUUCCGGGAAGGUCUAUGAGAUACUAGGAAUCGGGUCUGAAGAUCAAAAUGGCUGUUCAUCCUGCUUACUUAUGAUCAGAGAGUUCGGUGUGGUGCGUAUCACUGCGUCAUCUCGGCAGGAAAUCGCAACUGUGGCAACUCGGCCAACAGCACAGCAUAAGCUUGAACAGGCCGUAUUUUACGGUACAAUGCUAGGGAACCCUCUUGAUCUGUCCAGCAAAGGAGACCUGGAUUUUCCUGUUCGGGAAGUUGAGGAAGCGACUUUGGGAAUCUGUCAAGGUCUACUCCGGUCAACCUCAAAGUUUAUUCCAACAGCGGCUAUAUCUAUCGACCAGAAUUUGAAACUGCGGGCAAAGGCGCUGGAUGAUCUUUCACGGAUUCUACUUGAUCAUAAUAAAAGUCUUGAUCGUCGGAUCUGGUGGGAAUUGCUCUGGGGUGCUGAGAAACUUGCGGCUCAAAGGGCAAUCUGGAGGUGGCACUGCCAAACCAAUGGCCCUUUCCUUGCGCAUGUUGUGAAAGUGAUGAGUGAAAAGUUCAAGACAAAGGUGGUUGACUCUGUUGAUCCAUUGCGUCACUGGUUUCUAUUUGAUACUUAUCGAAUGGAACAUAUAUUGCCUUGGAUUUUUCAUGCGACGAAACCACAAAAAGGCCAUACAUCAAAUCAAAUGCGGCGGAUGUCAGAGCAGAUUCUGGAAGCCAGCGAGUUGUCUCUAGCAGUCUUGGAGACUGCUUUCAGGUAUCGGGAUGAGCAUGCUAGCCAAUUUGGAAUCGGAGAUGGUUAUUUAGAAGAGGGGGUAUUGGUAACUAACUACGAAGGCCUUCCAGAGUUCUGGACGUCGCAAAAUAUCAGUUAUUCUGAAACCGGCCAUUUGUUGGAUCUCGAGCUUGACAGUUGCAGGGCCAUGCAGCAAAACUCAACUAGUUCUGACGGAUCAGACCAGCAGAUCAUCGCGAAGAUUGCGCGAAACAGUGCCAGGCACCUUCGCGUUUUGGGACAGAUGUAUACCGAACGGAUCCGAUGGCUAUCAGCUCAAGAGGACCAGUCGCUUCUCGAUGAAGCUUCCGCAACCAAGCAGUCACACAUCAAACAGCGGAGAUGGCAGCUAUUUAAACUAGCAGGUAUUGGGCAGUUGGGAGAAGCCAUGAACUUGGCCGAGGGUUUCCAUGACAUGAGUGCGCUGGUGGAAUUGAUCAUAGAGCUUCAGGAUCAAAAAGGCGUGACUGUUGCCGACCUGGAUACUCCAGGUGGUGUCGAGCUCGACAGGAAAAUAACACAUUAUUUCGAAAAAUUCGGAGAUGCGUGGGCGGACGCCUUCUUCGCUCGGCAAAUUUCAACAGGACAAUCAGGGAUCUUGUUUUCAGUCAAAAAGUUUCAACCAUUUGUUACUCAGUUCUUGCAUAAGCACAAGUCUUAUGCCAGUCUCAGCUGGAUCAAUGAUGUGAUUGGUGAGGCAGACUACCACUGUGCUGCAAAGACCUUGGAAAAGCUCGCUCUCGAACGGGAACAGGGUAUCUGGGGCCAUCGGGUUAAAAUAUCUUUGGCCAAACUUGCUCAUCUAGCAACAUGGGAAAGGAAUGAUCUUCCUAAUACUCGGCCCGUGCAGAAUGAUAUAAAGCGGCUCGAGGGCCUAGCGGAGAUGGGCGCUGUUCAGGAAGUCAUCUAUUCCUUUAUUUCGCCAGUAUUACAAGAUGCCAUCGACCAAAAAGCCGAGAUAGACCUGGUGACCGAUCAUUUUGCGAAUUCGACCGCCCAGGACCGGCCAUCGCUACAUGAGUUACUCAAGGAAGCUCUAGCGGGAGUGGUGUCCAGAAGAAUGCUAAGCCCUGACCAACUCGUCGACUUGUUGACGCUUAUAGGACCUAGUCAGGAUUCGGCCAUUGGACAAAAUGAAUUUUCUGGGGACGAGUUCCAUUUAGCCUUGCGAGUGAUUCAACUUGGGCUCAACCCUAAGUGUGAUCCGGCCUACAGCCUUGCGCUCCAGAAACUCGUGUGGCGGAGGUGCAUUAUCAAGGACAAUUGGGAUGACGCAAGCACCAGCGAGUCUGAACCGUUCAGAUCCACUGCACUAUUUCGUACCUUUGAAUUGUGUCUCAAUGGUCGCACUGGUCCUGAUAUCGCGCCAUUUUAUGUUCCGGUUCGUCCACAAGACGUGCUCAUGAACGACUGUGAAGCUGCCCUUCUCGCAUCGCGUUUUCGUCCUGAGCAACGAAGCCGAAUCGCCCGUGAUCUUGAACAGGAGAACUCUACUCUUCUAAAUUAUGUCGAGAAAGGAGAGCUGGAAUUCUGGUUCAAACAGCUUCUCUCGUCUGCUGGGGAAGAAAGGAAGUCAGUGUCACCACCUGCCAGUACCAACUUCAAAGACGACCCGUCGUGUCAGACACAAAGUUCAAAUCGGAAAGAGCCGCUUAGUUGGUUGUAG